CUGCAUUCGACCGAAAGAGUACACUUGGCCCCGAGCGAUCGACCUCGAUGAGUGACCACGAUGCCCGCCCCAAGGCCAAGAAGGACCAGCGGUACCGAUGCUCGCUGUGCCACAAGUCGGGCCAGACGAUCGGAUACAACGCCGUGCACUGCCACUGGGACCGCAUCCACAAAGACCACGGCCAUCCAUCGUCGCGAACAUUUCGCGAGUUGCACAUCGAAGUCGCGGCACCAGGGGUCAUCGUCGACGGUGGACACGACGAUCCGGAGAAUGACACGGAAGACGAAGACGGCGGCACAGAAAGAACGAACCCGGCACCUGCCGACGACGCGACCCCUGUCCGCACAAAGGCGCCUGUCGUGAGGAAGAAGCGAGAAAAGAAGCGAGGCAUCAACGAACUCUUGAACGAGCCGUCCAACAACUCGAGCGCCACGACUGCAGCUCCGAUGCAGCAAACGACGGACACGUCGUCGAAUUCCCGCCAUAGUGCACACAACGACCAGGAGGCACAUCAUCCCCGUGGAACUUCGCCACGCCAGAGUCCGCACCCACACCAGCACCAAGAUGCAUGGGCCCGUGAGAUGGAGCACCGCCGUCGCUUCGCCGUCACACAGUCGUCGCAUCACCACCAAACAUUCCACCCACCACUGCAACCUGCCCUGAGCAAUGGCCAUUCUUCCAUCGGCACGGUGCAUUCGCUUCCUCCUCCGUACGCACACCACCCGAUGUACCAACACCCGCCAACCCGUCAUCAUUCUGACAACGAACAGUACCACCACGAAGACGAGCGACUCCGAGGCGUCGCGGCGGCGGCAUUGGCGCAAGCAUCGUCGUCGUCGGCGUACGCUGAGCCGAUGCCCGACCCGUUAGACCCGCGCCACAUGAAGCGAGAGACGCCAGGAAUGAAGGGCCUUCUGAACGACGACACCCACCGCCACCAACAUCUCGUUCAGCAUGCCCAUCAACACCACCACCAUCCGCCAUACCACUCGGCCGAAACAGUCCAUGCGUCUCAAUGGGAGCACGCGUUGGAGCGCCUGGGCCAGCGCCUCGUCCGCGCCGAAGAGACCAUUAUGCUGCUAACUCAUCGCUGCAAUCAGCUCUCGGACGCGAACCAGCAUUUGGGCCAGCUCCUCUCGGGGGUCGAUGCGAACUUGAGCAACCUGAACGGCAUCGUCAACGACGUGGUAAUGCGAUCACGCCCCCCACCUUCAGCCGCCGCCACUCCCGACACGGCCACUACACCUCCGGUGUCGCCUGCAACAACGGGGGCCCCUGCAGCCGCCGCGGUCACCCUUGCUGGUUUGAAUGUCCCCAGCCCCUCCCAGCCACCUCCCCAGUCUCAACAGUCCCCCGCGAAAUCCGCGCUCGACGACCGACCUCACUAUCGCGACUAAAGCGUAAUACACUUCGAUAUGCACGCCGA
Messenger RNA from Aphanomyces invadans, 1426 nucleotides. RefSeq lists its product as hypothetical. NCBI's taxonomy places the organism in Eukaryota, Oomycota, Saprolegniomycetes, Saprolegniales, Verrucalvaceae. Bases 48 to 1397 code for a protein of 449 amino acids. The record is from RefSeq and is a predicted model, not a curated record. The transcript has a single exon.